CCAACGGGACAGUAGGCGAUCACAAGACUCUAGCUGAAGGCGACUGUGUCGUUCCAUACUCCAUGUACGAGUGAACCACACUUGUUUUGGGCGUUUUGAUUCGAAGGCGCGUGCAAUAAUUACGAAAUCUCGUGCAAUUGUUUAGAAAAACCCCUCGCCAUUUUGUCAAAGAAGCCCUCCAUUUCCAUUCCUCCUCGUUUUCGUUUGCACAAGGAUCUAUUUCUUGACUUGAAUAUUACUGGAGUGAGGUCAGCAUUGCAUGACUCAAUCGUGGAUAAGCAUGCAGUCAUUUCUUUACUGUUGCAUUGGACCUUGCAGUUGUUCUUAGGGCGACCUGAAAACAAACGCAGAAAUGAACAAGUAUACGGUUGUUUCCAAUGAAUGAGCAUUAAACGAACCUAAAGACUUCUCAACCCAGCCUGACAUCCUGAAAGCAGAAGAGUUGGCAGUGAAGGCAAAAUCAAAUGGACAUGUUUGAGCUACACCAUGCUGAAACUUAUGUUUCUGCACAGGAGAUGCUGCAAUUUUUACUUUUAAAGCGUACAUGCAUUCCUACCAUGUUGAGUAGGUUUGGAUGACCAUUAACUGUCUUAAAACUAGUUAAGAGUUCUUUCUCAAGGGUGAUACUCUAAGACUCUUCAUCAAAGCAGAGAAAGCUUUGUGUGGUUUGGGGAUUUGAACAUUUGUCUCCUUAACCUCCCACUCCACCACUCUCCAGAAUCUGUAUUUAUGAAAGUCAUGAGUUUGCCACCUCAACAGAAACCAAACUCAAAGAGGACAGGCAAGCGCAUCACUUUCUUUAACGAUCAGGGUGUGGCGAUGAAAGAGCCCUCUCAUCAUACAGAGGCCUACUAUGGCAUUGGGGUCCCUUCCUCAGGACCAGGUCAUAAUGACAGUGGAGGUGUGGAAAAUCUGAAUGCAGAAGCACCACAUGCGUACCUAAAUUCUGUCAUUUUCAGCCCGGACAAGGGGGAUCAAAGCCGUGGGCACUACCAACAGAUGAUGCCCAUGAAGUGGUCACAUCAAGACCCAUCUUUGCAGCUCCAGCAGCGACCAAACAAUUGGUCACAGGGUAUGACAACUUGGCCCCAGAACUUUGGCCCUUAUUUGGAGGCUCAGACUGCUUUUGUAAAGCAGAUGCAUGAGGGAAUGUCAGUACAACAGCAACAGCAACAGCAGCAGCAGCAAGUUAAGUCAUCAACUAUUAGGUCAACUGAAAAACAAGGGGCAAACAUCAGUGUAGAGACCUUUAGGGAUACAAUCAAACCAGGCCGGGGCAUGGACUGGGAACAGCAACAAGCCUUUCAGCAAACACAAAAGCCUGGAAUGUUAAAUCCGCAGCAGCACGGACAGUCCACCACUGGGAAUUCAGUGCUGCAACCAUUUCAGGUAGCUUUUGGGCAGCCCAAGCAGAACUUGGUAGCGGGUUACUAUCAGGUAGUUCAGGCCAAUCGGACCUUGCCGAAUUUGAAUUACAGUGGACAGACGAAUUCCCAACUACAGCAGCAACUACAGCAACAUGAGCAACAGGAACAACGGCGACAAAUAAUGCUUCAACAACGGCAGCAACAGAUGGAACAGCAGAUACGACAACAGGCGCAGCAGCAACAGGUACUUCAGCAUCAAAAACAGAUACCACAAUUACAAUUGCAGCAACAAACACAUCAAUUAAAACAUACUCAGCAACCGCAACCACCACAACAACAUAUGCAACAGAUUCAACCGCAACAAGACUUGGUGCAGCAGCAACAAAAGUCUGAGCAACCUCAUCAGAACCAGCAUGUAUUGGAAAAUUAUUCUGAUGGCAAGCAGUCACACACUUCUUCAGUUGAUCACCAUCACCCCUUAUUAUCAGGACAGUCCCAAGAGACAACUGAUCCUCCAUCAACACAGACUCAAGACUCCGUUCCUCAUCCUCCCACUAAUGUUCCCCAGCAAUCCAUCGAGACCCAACAGCCUGGGCCCCGCAGAUCACGUCGACUUUCAAAAGAGGGUGGAGGCCCUGCUUCAGAUAACCCAUUUGUAAUGCCGACUGAUCUGCAUAAUCAAGGUUCUCAGAACGGUGCUUCUGAGACCAAUGCUGUUCAAGACAUCCGGGCCGCUCCAACAGGUGUAAUCCAGAGCACACGACGUAAGAGGAGGGUGUCGCAAGAGGUCAACCUGGAAACCUUGGCUCAGAAGGCUUCGGAAAGGGAAUCACUUCCCUCACGUAGUGUCAAGCAAGAGCCACACAGGCCUUGGAGCCCCCCUGUUGCUCCGACAGGUCCAGGCCGAGGGGUAGCUGAGGUGGAUCAGGUGAGUGCAAAGCGGCCCAGAGAUGACAGCUUCAUGCCAUUGGUCAUUCCAGUCUCUGUGCCAGUGAGGCAGACUGAUUCCUCAUCCCCGGAUCAUGAGCAAGCCUCCAUUUCAGCUAGUUGGCCCUCUCGGCCUUUGGGCAUCCAUGGCAUAAGCUGCUCCGAUUACAAGACUUCUGUGAUUGUCAAACGACGACGUUCACUGAGGAACUCUCUGUCUGAGAGCACAGGCCAGAAUGGUGGAGCAGAGAGUGGAAGUGAAGCUGACGGCAAAUCGGCAAAAGCCAAACGACGGCCUCGUCCAGAACCGCUCUUUAUACCCCCACCCAAACUUGGAACUUUUAUUGCCCCUCCAGUCUACUCCACUAUCACACCUUACCAGAGUCACUUACGUUCACCUGUCCGAUUGAUGGAAAACCCCCUCAACAUGCCGCCUUACACUCCCCCACCCAUCCUCAGUCCGGUUCGAGAGGGUUCGGGUCUUUACUUUUCCACCUUCCUGUCGGCUGCCGCAGCAGCAGCAAAUAAUCAGGGACUGCCCCCACCUGCCACUCCCAAAUCUGCCACCCGCAGCCUCCUACGCUCCAACAGCAGUGAUAUAACCCCUCCAGUUCUCUCUGCUAUGAAUGAAGCUACACCUGUCAGCAUUGAGCCUCGGAUAAACAUUGGAUUGCGGUAUCAGGCGGAGGUCCCAGAGCUGAGAGAGCGCUCGGCAGCGCAGCACGACCUACAAAAGGCAGAACUGUUGUGGGCGUCACUGCCUGACUUGGAGGCCAAUACUGAGCAACAGCAAAGAGUGGAUGACCUCAUGCAUCUGGCGUGCUCGAGUGCGUUGUGCGGAGGAGGGACCAAUCAGGAACUGGCCAUGCAUUGCCUGUAUGAAUGCAAGGGUGACAUCAUGGGAGCCCUCACCCUUCUGUUGUUAAAAAACCCCAUCUUUCCCAAAGCGCACCCGCUGGCUGACUACCACUACUCUGGCUCUGACAGCUGGACACCAGAGGAACGACGACUCUUUAACAAAGGCAUUGCUGCCUACAAGAAGGACUUUUUCAUGGUCCAGAAACUGGUGAGCUCCAAGACGGUGGCUCAGUGCGUGGAGUUCUACUACACGUAUAAGAAGCAGGUGAAGAUCGGCAGGAACGGUACGCUCCUUUACGGAGAAGCAGAGCCACCAGAGACCAAACCCACAACAGAGGAGGAAGUGGACAAUAAAAGUUCACAGAAGUUUGAAUCACGGAAAGAAGACGAGGAGAGCAGGAAGUGGGAAGGGUCAUGUGACAGGAAACAAGAGAACAGCCCGGGCAGGGUGACACAGUCGCUACAGGCCACUAAAAAUGCUGCUGCCGUCUUGGUUUUAAGAAGUCAGGAGGACAGCAAUAGAGAGCCGUCCAGGUUGGGGGUCAGUAAUCAUCCUCCUCCACCACCACCACCACCAUCUAAACCCCGCUCUGACACCACAGGCCGGAAAAGCACUGGCAAUACAGGAAAGGGACAAACAAACCAAGAGGGUGAAUUCCCCUGCAAGAAGUGUGGCAGGAUCUUCUUUAAAGUGAAGAGCCGCAGUGCCCACAUGAAGAGUCACGCUGAGGCAGAGAAAAAAGCGGCUGCGCUCCGGCAGAGGGAGGCCGAGCAGCGGGCGGCAGCCGCCAUAUUGGCCGCCCAGCAGAACGGCAUGAUGGGGGAUCAGAGCAGACCGAGGAGAGCCAGCAGCGAUGACUCCUCCGAGGAAGAGGACGCAGAUGAUGAAGACUGGCACUAGCUAACAAUCUCUUUCGUGUGGCCAAGAAAAUACCUAUUUAUUUGUAGUUUACCAGCCAACAAGACCCAUCCCAAAAGAACAGUUUCAGGGACUGGCUCACUCCCGCAGAGUGUUUGUGUGAGUGUGUAUGUGUGUGUGUUACAUGUAUAUGAGACGGACAAAGACGGAGACCAAUGCUGUAGAAGCAUUCAGGAGCUUAAUGUUCAGACAUAGGGCUAUUAGGAGUGUAAGCCAUCUCGGUGUGAAUGUGUGUGUGUGUCUAUGAUAUGCACUUUCGGACUCAUCCAACACACACUGAUCUGACCGCAGCACAUCCAUCCAGUGUCUGUGCACAGAACUCACUCAGUGUUCUCCUGUGAAACAAACCAUUAUGGAUUCAGUGGUGUGGACGUAGAGGGACACAGAAGCAAGUGUGUGUGUGUGUGUGUGUUAGUCUUUUCCUCCUUUUUUGAAAUGAAAACGAUGGUAUCUUUCUCUUCCACGUUACUGCCAAAUGCUUGCACAACUGUGCUUGUUCGCCUGGUCUUGAUCUCCAGUGCUGUAAUUUUGGGCUUUCUGUUUUGAGUAUCGUGAAGGUAAAGUUCAUCUGAAAUGGAAAAUUCUGUCGUUUCUCACCCUCGUGACAUUCUUCUUUUUUUACUUCUUUUUCAGAGCACAAAAUGAGACAUUUAGCGGAAUGUUCAUUCUGUUCUUUCUCUCUCAAAUGUUUCCCAAGGGCUUUCAGUCUUUUAAAAAAGACAAACAUAAAAGUACACGAAAGGACUUUUACACUAUAGUCCAACUCUUAUGAAUAGGUUUUUCUGAGAAACAGAAUGAAAUCUCGACUCGUCUUGACAGUGUUAUUUAAAACGAUUCAAAACGAUUUAAAAUUGAUAAAGCUAAAAUAAAGUUAUAUUUUAGUUGAAAAACUGUGUAAACAAAAAUUACUAAAACUAAACCUGAAAUUAAAGAAAAAUAUAUAACUAAAUCUUAAAGUUCAAAAUAAA
Messenger RNA from Carassius carassius (crucian carp), 5039 nucleotides. Its product is annotated as mitotic deacetylase-associated SANT domain protein-like. Lineage: Eukaryota; Metazoa; Chordata; Actinopteri; Cypriniformes; Cyprinidae. Gene Ontology annotation, biological process: negative regulation of DNA-templated transcription; regulation of transcription by RNA polymerase II. Gene Ontology annotation, cellular component: histone deacetylase complex; transcription regulator complex. The record is from RefSeq and is a predicted model, not a curated record. The transcript is spliced from 13 exons. Gene Ontology annotation, molecular function: transcription corepressor activity. The coding region runs from base 730 to 4053 and encodes 1107 amino acids.